Rhododendron vialii is the source of this 1107-nucleotide messenger RNA. Its product is annotated as anthranilate synthase alpha subunit 1, chloroplastic-like. The record is from RefSeq and is a predicted model, not a curated record. The transcript is spliced from 2 exons. Gene Ontology annotation, biological process: L-tryptophan biosynthetic process. NCBI's taxonomy places the organism in Eukaryota, Viridiplantae, Streptophyta, Magnoliopsida, Ericales, Ericaceae. Bases 222 to 911 code for a protein of 229 amino acids.
CUCCCACUACCUCUGCAGAAAUCGUGCAGGAGUACUCACAUGCACCACCCACGCACGCACGCGCGAGCAACAUCUCCACGCGCGCUGAGAUGUACGAGAUAUCGUGAGCGAGGGAACGAGCUCAUUGCAAAAUUCGUUCCUAUCUCUCUCUCUCUCAAACCCUCGCCUCUAAUUACAUAUGCAUUCCACACAAACCCUCGCCUCUGAUUUCAAACCCCAAAAUGCAAACUUUAGCCCUCUUCUCCCUCUACUCACCGACGCCCCACCCCCGACUACCUCUCACGACAAUGAGUACUCUACCACACCAGCUCCAACGAAGACCCUCGUCGGUGUUGUGUUCUUUGCUCCCCGCCGCCGACGGCGGCAUCUACCCACCGACACGCCACUCCCACCACCCCCGACUCUUUUUGACGACAACGUUUUUUCUACAGCUCCGACGACGCCGCUCGUUGGUGUCUUAUUCUUCACUCCCCGCCACCGGUGACGAUGGCAGCGGCGACCACGACGACGACUUCCAAGCCCUCGCAGAGGUGCCGAAGGAUUUCAACCUUAUCCCCUUGUGCAAAACCUUAUUCACUGAUGAAGUCACUCCGACGACUGCGUAUUGGCGCCUCACGAAAGGAGAUGACGAUUCAUACUCACUGUCGUUCAUUUCCACCCUGCCUUCCGGCAACGGGCGGUAUACGCUUAUCGGAGCUCAGCUGGCCGUAGAGUUUGUGGCAAAAAAAAACUUCGUUACCAUUAUCGAUGGGUGGGAAGGGAGUAGAAGAAAGGAGUUUGUGGACGAUCCCAUGUGUCUUCUCAAGCGUAUGAUGGAGAAGUGGAAGCCCGAACCUUUGGUUGGGUUUCCUGACACAUUUUGUGGUAAGUUUCCCUUAGCUUUUAGUGUAAUGAUCCAUGAUUUGGCAUGAUGGCUUGUGAUUAAACUACUACUUUUAUUGAUCUUCUUUGAUUUCUAGUUUCGAGCAAAGGUUUUCGUAAUCAUUCAUACUGCACUUUGUCACAACCAUUUUUGACAAUGUACUUCUUGAUUAGGCGGGUGGUUUGGAUACUUCUACGACACCUUUCGUUAUGUGGAGAAGAAGUUGACAUUCUCUAGCGCUCCGA